Molecule: messenger RNA, 2120 nt
Organism: Diachasma alloeum
Lineage: Eukaryota; Metazoa; Arthropoda; Insecta; Hymenoptera; Braconidae
Product: UBX domain-containing protein 7
Exons: 8
Coding region: 228-1550 (440 amino acids)
Biological process (GO): proteasome-mediated ubiquitin-dependent protein catabolic process
Cellular component (GO): nucleus
Molecular function (GO): ubiquitin binding
Source: RefSeq, a predicted model, not a curated record
CCGGACUUCGAAUGUUUGCCUAAUCGUCGAUCCACGGACAUCAACAACUUUUUGAUUAAUUAAUUGUUUUGAGUACCAAGUUUUCACUGAAUUUCGGGAGCUCCAAUCGUUCGAAAUGGACCUGAAACGCUGACAGUGCUCAACAGAUUCACCCAAAACGUCUGAAAUAAUUCUGAUUUUUUUUCCGUCUGCGAGAAUUUUUUGAAAUUUUUGGUUUGGUUGCUGAGAUGGACAGGACUGCGAUUGAAAAGUUCAUUGAAAUUACAGGGGAAGGUGAAGCCAGUGCUAUCCAAUACCUGACCCUAGCGGAGGGUAACGUUGAGAAUGCAAUCAGCCUGUUAUUCGAGAGUGGAGGGGCACCCCUCGAUGCAGUUCUUCCCCCAGAGGAGCCUGAAGUACGCCCGCCGAUCUUGCCCACGAGGGAAGUUCUAGUCCCCACCGAGGCAGUUUGCUCGUUCCCCAGAGCCUCCUCCAACGUCUUCGACAGAUUUCGCGACUUCUCAGUUGAGAUUCGCAGACAGGAGGAGGAGAUGACGAGGAAAGUCACUGGGAACAAUCGAGCUGUGCACAGCAAAACCAAGAGACUUGAGGAUUUGUUCAGACCACCUUAUGAGAUACUCUUCAUGGGGUCUUUCGUUGAGGCGAGGGAGCAGGCGAAGACGAUAAAUCGUUGGCUGCUGGUUAAUGUCCAAAAUCCACAGGAGUUCUCGUGCCAGAUAUUAAAUAGGGACGUCUGGCCGGAUAAUCAGAUCAAGGAGAUUAUCAAGGAUCAUUUCAUCCUGUGGCAGGUACUAUCCAAUUCAUCUGACGGAAAACGUUACAUAGACUUCUACAACGUAACAGAGUACCCAUACCUGGCGAUAGUGGACCCCAGAACAGGUGAAUGCCUGAAAUCCUACACCAGCAUCACAGUCGAUGGUCUCCUCACAAGUCUAAACGACAUGCUGAGUACUUACCCUUCCCCAGAAUGCAGCUCCAACUCCCCCAAAGUCGAGGAGUCCCAUUGCGAGCCUUCCUCAUCAAUUAAACGUAGUUCAAGAGCCGAUUCGAUGAGCAAAGACUCUGGGAGGAGAAUUAAAAAAUCAAAGAAUGCUGAUAUUCCAACAUCGAGUGCAGCUUCGAGCAGUAGAACGGGCUUAGCCACUAGUUCAAGCACAGCAAUUCGGGGUAAACGAUCGAGAAUAGAAAUUGCCGAAGAAAUACCUGAGAUGAGUCACAGUGAUGAAGCUGUUGUUGUGGAAGAAAGUUCAACAAGUAAAAAUGUUCCAGAAUCUUCAACAAAACCAGUGGAAGUCGCUGUAGAAAAUGGAGAACCUUCUCUCAGACUGUGUCUCCGACUGCCCUCCGGAGGCAAGGAGGCAGUUUCCAUGUGUGCCAACGACACAAUAGAGGGCUUCAUAAAACGAAUGGAGGAGAUGGGCUACUCUCCAUCAGACCACACCUACCUAAUUCCCUUCCCCAAGACCAACGUGGGUGCUCUGCCAUCGCAAACUCUGCUGUCUGACACCAUUCUCUACCCCUCGAACACAGUAUUCAUCACUAAAGUUUAAAGCAGUAGAUGUGAGUUUUUUUAAUGAAGAAGGUGUUUGCAGCAGAGGUCGUGAAGUACUUUUCGAAUUGAAAUGACAAAAGCUGGGACACUGCCAUUUAUUAUGAAAAUUUUUUGCUCACAAUGCAGACUCGUCCUGCUGGGUAAAUGGUAGAAAAUUGAAGAAUUAUGCGAAUCUCUCUUUUCGAUACUGCCACAUUUAAUUAUUACUAUUCCAUAUCUCGCCUCAGUCAACUGAUGUCUCGGUUCUUCCUUACACUUCAGUGGUGAAGUGAUAAAACAGGAUGAGGCAACUUCAGGAUAAGUUGAUAAAACAUGUGAUCCUCACGUGAAAUCGUCUCAUUCUGUUGCAUUACUUUCAGGGUAGCAGGAACAAGAAUCAGUCUUCCUCCGUUACUCCUUUAUUUUCAUAGAAAAUAUUUUAUUCAACUCAUCCAUAUUUCCAACAUUAAAGAAGAAAUUCAACAUUACGAGGAAAUUUGUUUAAUAUAUCGUCAUUUUUACUAACAUUCCCUGAUGUUUCUCAGUGAAUUCAAUGAAAAUGUUCAAAUAAAAAAGAUGAAGAAAACGA